This is a messenger RNA of Ochotona princeps (American pika), 1207 nucleotides long. It is a transcript of the gene SRARP, whose product is annotated as steroid receptor associated and regulated protein. Bases 20 to 505 code for a protein of 161 amino acids. Gene Ontology annotation, biological process: positive regulation of intracellular estrogen receptor signaling pathway. The transcript is spliced from 2 exons. NCBI's taxonomy places the organism in Eukaryota, Metazoa, Chordata, Mammalia, Lagomorpha, Ochotonidae. Gene Ontology annotation, molecular function: nuclear estrogen receptor binding. Gene Ontology annotation, cellular component: cytoplasm; nucleus. The record is from RefSeq and is a predicted model, not a curated record.
GCUGUUGCUGUCUCAUCACAUGGCUUCCUCUGAAGACUCCAGAGACUGCGGAGCUAACCUCAGAGACCCCAGCAUUGGGACACACUUGGAGACCAGCUCUGGAGAGAAGCCGAAUCGCCCUCAGAAGGCCAUCCCUAAAGCUCAUGUGACCUUCCUCGUUGACUGCACUCGAGGGGAACGGCUCUUGCUGCCAGCCACUCCCAUGGCGCAUGGAGGCUGGAGGCCCCCACAAAGCCCUGCUAUGCCACCAAUGAAGACCUACAUGGUGUUCUGUGGGGAGAGCACAGCUCAGAAGAUGCCCCUGGAGAGUGGACUCCAGGCUCAGCCGCCGUGCAAAGGGGUUAAGACCCCAGAUUCCUCCGCAGUUGGCUCACUCUGCCCCCAGGAGGUUUCAAGUGCCAAGGGGAACCCCUCAAAGGGUGGGCCUGGCAGGUCUUCAACGUGGGGCACAGUCAAGGGCUCGCUCAAAGCCCUCUCUUCCUGUGUCUGCGGGCAGGCAGAUUAGUGGGAAGGGUCAGGCCAUGGAAAGUGGGCUGCCAUCGUCAGGACCAACCUACACUUCCCCAGUCAAGCCAGAGUCUUGGGUGAGCCAGAGAAGGACCCUGGAGACAACCUUUGGGGUAGUGAUCCUACUUCUACUCUCAUACCAUCACCUCCAGCUUGGCAGGGAUUAAUCCAUUCCUGCAGCAAAUAUGACCAGCAUCUUCCCCCACGCCAGGUUCUGGCUGGGGAGUGUAUGCUAUACAGCUUUCUUGGCAGUAGGAGAAGGGGGAAGGACAACAGGAAUCACCCAUUAAGUUGAUGUUGAACAGCGAUGGAUGCUGUGCAGGCACAAGUCAGAUGCUGUGAUGGAACAUGCCUGGGGGAAGAACUUUGUGACUGGAAUCUAGGAAGAGUGUCUCUGAGCAGGAAAUAAAGCAUGAACUAACCUAGGAGGGGCAGGUGUUUGGGUAGCCAUCAAGAUGCCCUUUGGAACACCCACAUAAUAGAGUGCCUGGAUUUGGGUCCUCACUUGGUUCUAAAUUCAAGCUUUCUGCUGAUUUGCAUCCUCGGAGACAGUGGGGGAGAACACAAGUGCUUGGGGCACAGUCCAGGGCUCACUCAAAGCCCGUGUGGGAGGCUUGGGUGGAGUGCGGGGCUCCUGGCUUUAGCCCAGCCCCAGCUGUUGUGGGCAUUUGGGGACUGAACCAGCAAAGGGAAUGGGAAA